Messenger RNA from Trichoderma asperellum CBS 433.97, 1932 nucleotides. RefSeq lists its product as uncharacterized. The record is from RefSeq and is a predicted model, not a curated record. Lineage: Eukaryota; Fungi; Ascomycota; Sordariomycetes; Hypocreales; Hypocreaceae. Gene Ontology annotation, molecular function: FAD binding; oxidoreductase activity.
UAUUAUAUUAGUAUCCUCUUAUUUCUCAGCUAACCAUGCGCGCCGCUACGAUAUCCUUGAUAGUAGCUCGGUUGCUUCAAACUGCCGUUGCUGAUGGCUCGACAUUUUCCUGCCAACCGGGACAGUCAUGCUGGCCUACCAUUGCAGAGUGGCAGGCUUUCAACCAAAGCAUCUCAGGAGCUCUACAAGUAACAGUGCCAAUGGGGAGCGUCUGCUUCCCAAGUUCGCCCAAUUACGAUAGCGGUCUAUGUGCUAUCGUCCAGGCAAAUUAUAUGAAUGGCACCUUUCGCGAAUCAUCCACCGCAGCGCUGCAAGACACAAACUGGGAAUCUUGCGGCACUGCGAAUUGCUUUCCCGGCGUCUUCGCACCUCGAGGCCAGACAUGUUCCCUGGGAAGACAUUCUGCGUUACAGGUUCAUGCUACAACCUCUGAACACAUCACGGCUACCAUGGCGUUUGUAAGAAAGUAUGGCAUUCGGAUGGUGAUAAAAAACACCGGCCAUGACUAUCUUGGCCGGAGCAGCGCGGCUAAUACGCUGACGCUCAAUACUCAUAACAUGAAGAACAUAUCAUUUGAAUCUUCAUUCACUGCUCAUAACUGCCCUUCUGCGGGGACUAGGCAGAAUAUCGCCAUCAUCGGAGCCGGUGUCAAUGCUCAAGACGCGAUGGACUACUUUGAACAGCGUAACAUCAUGGUUACAGUCGGCGGUUGUUCGACUGUGGGCAUUGCCGGCGGAUAUGGCCAGGCAGCAGGUCACGGACUUCUUACACCGGCUUAUGGAUUGAUGGUAGACCAGGCCGUUGAGUUUGACGUUGUCACACCCGAUGGAGUUUUCCGCACCAUCAACGAGUGCAACGAUCCCGACCUGUUCUGGGCCAUGCGAGGCGGCGGGGGCGGAUCCUUUGCUGUCCUCGUGAAUUACAAGUUCCAGGUGUAUCCCAAGAACCGGUGGGCCGCAUGGCGCUUGCAGGCAGGCUUCAACAAUAGCGAGACUGGCCUCACAAAGAGCACAUUCUUGCGUGACUUUCUCACAGAGCUGUCCAAUGAACAGCCCAACUGGUCAGCAAACAACGCUUCUGGCUAUGAUACCGUUUCGGCGACCGGCAUCAACCUCCUUGAAGUGAUGCCCAUUGGUUCAGACCCUCUGGGAGCUUUAAAGCAGCUGACUUCCAAGUUCAAUUCCUUCUUGACCAGCUAUCCAGGGCUCAACAUCACGAUCAACUCCUACGUCUUAUACGACACUGAAAAGGAGUUCUACGCCGCCCAAGAGGACUACCUCAGUCAGUUUGGAACUGUCGGCAUCUCCGUCUUGGCUCCAAGCCGUCUCAUCACCACCGACAACUUCGAGACUCCCGCCAAGAUCGAUGCCCUCGUCACUGCCUUUUUGCAAGGCAUGGAAAAUGCCCGCCAGAUUCUGGCAAACGACACCACAGGCGCUGUGGUCAACUUCCUCAUCCUCAAGACGGGAGCGACCAACACGCCUGAUACGCACAACGCAACCAGCGCCAACCCCGUAUGGCGAAACACUCUCUGGCAUCUCGUCACUGCCGCAGGUUGGCUGCCCGGCAUGGCAGACGGCGCUCAAGCUGCUGCGGCCGCUCGUUCCGCUUUGGAGGCGAUUAAGAAGCCGCUCUCGGUACAGGCUUCGUAUCUCAACGAGGCGGACCCUGAUGAGCCUGACUGGCAGGAUGUCUUCUUUGGUGGGAACUACGAUAAGUUGCUUGCGAUUAAGCAAAGGUACGACCCUGACACGUUGUUGAACUGCAAGAAGUGCGUUGGAUAUCUUGGAGACGCAGAUCCUAUGUAUUCUUGCUAUUCGGAUAACCCCGUUCCAUCAAUACCGUAUCCGUUUGCUUAAAAAGAUGUUAUUAUGUAGAUUGAUUGUAUAGAAAUUUGCUCCUGCCGAUAGAUAUAAAUUUAAUAAACCAACU